AGGGAAACUGUGUUGUCUAACAACAAAAAAAAACUCAAUCAAGAUGGCCAAGAUGAUGAAGAUGAUGACUACCGCCCCGGUCCCGGUCAUGAAGAAGAUGGCCAUGAAGAAGAUGUCCAUGAAGAAGAUGUCCAUGAAGAAGAAGUAAAUUGCUUCAAGCACCUCUAUUCUUUCAUGAUGACAAUCUGAGAUUGAGGACAUUCUGGCGUUCCUGUCGUUGGUAAAAAGUAUAUUUUGAUUUUCACGACGGUCGAUGUAGCUGAAGCCAGACUUCCAAGUAGUGUAAACUUUUGUCGUAGUAUGCUAGAGUUGUGAACCUACUUGAUACCCCCAGCGCUCCGGCAGAGCAAAUUGCUCGCUAUGAUACAGCCGUAAUUUUGAUCCUGUUCAUUAUGAUAUACUAGAAAAACACGGAAUAGCGAAACUACAAAAACACGAAAUAGCACGCCAUGUAUGAUUUGACUCGAGCCGCAAGGUCGCCUUGCCCCCACCUAAAAUUUUACUUUUCGAUACUGAGCAGAGCUUUAUUGGCUCCUUCUUCUUAGUAAUGUUCGCAAAUUUUCAGUUAAGGUAGUAUGUCUCUUUCGUUCCCUAAACGUUUUUAAGUAAGAUUCAGACAGUGUAGCUUUUUCUCCACUAGUUCGCGUGGCUUUAUCUAUAUAAAAAUCGCGAACUUGAAAACUACUGAUGCAACUUAAGUACUCAGAUCGGUUAUUUUGAAAACCUCACUCUUGUACUGAAAAAACCGUUCUUGCAGUGAGUGCAAAACUCUAAAUCGUUCCUGCAAUACAAACCUUGAAUCACAAGCAUAAAACCUUCGGUAAAAAUUACACUACUCUCGUGGAAAUUUAAAAUCGUCGAUCGUACGGGAGUCGCAAGGGCUACAACUAAACUUUUAUCGUUUUGAUAAAUUGAAAAAUCGCAUGAGAAAUGAUUGGGAUUACGCGUUAGUCGCAUACACAUUUUGUUGCGGAAAGGCGUUCAGCAUCACAAAUUGGACGUUUUUUUAGCAUUUGUAAUGCCAGAGGACCCGUCAUCUUGUAGUAGACCUUGCGCCGAAAGAUAUCACGGUAGGCGAGAGUGCAGGCUUGGUGCGUUUUUCGACCCGUCAUCUAACAGCUCUCGAAAGUCUAAACUGCAUCUACACUAAGUGACAAGAAAAACCGCACGAGAAAAUGGAUGUUUUAGAAAGUUUUGAAAAUAAAAGAGAAAAAGAAAAACGUGACUGAAGAAAGAAAGAAGACGACGAUAAGGACCAUCAUGCUCUUUUAUUCAAAGGCUCUUGCACGGUCACCCACUCUCGUAGUGGUGAGAGAGUCAAAGACCAAGAAACCUCUCG
This is a messenger RNA of Amoebophrya sp. A120, 1339 nucleotides long. The record is from the annotation of a GenBank genome assembly. Lineage: Eukaryota; Dinophyceae; Syndiniales; Amoebophryaceae.